Molecule: messenger RNA, 4844 nt
Organism: Epinephelus fuscoguttatus (brown-marbled grouper)
Lineage: Eukaryota; Metazoa; Chordata; Actinopteri; Perciformes; Serranidae
Gene: napepld
Product: N-acyl phosphatidylethanolamine phospholipase D
Exons: 10
Coding region: 348-1553 (401 amino acids)
Biological process (GO): N-acylethanolamine metabolic process; N-acylphosphatidylethanolamine metabolic process
Cellular component (GO): cytoplasm; membrane-bounded organelle
Molecular function (GO): N-acylphosphatidylethanolamine-specific phospholipase D activity; zinc ion binding
Source: RefSeq, a predicted model, not a curated record
GUGACCAGAGGGUUUUACACCGACGUCAGAGAAACAGAGCUGGUGCCGACUAAUGACCCUCACCGUGCUGCUGCACCUAAACUCUCCGUCUUACCUUUUCUGAGACAUCUUUCCAACAACAUUUCCUCUCGUCUUCAAGUUCCCCCUCGCUGCUGUCUGACAGAAACGUCACAGGAAUGUAAACUGUGUUGUGAAUGCUCAGGGAACCGUAGUGUUGUUCCUAAUGAUGUUACCCCGCGCGCAUUAACUGAGUACAUGGCUAACGUUAAUGCAACAAACAUGUCGUCCCGCUGAGAAAACUACUGCUGCUGUCCUGCGUUCAAGUUUUCAGGUGUGGUGGUGAGCCAAUGGAGAAGCCAUUGUCUUCAGGCAGAGCAGCGCUGGAGGAGAGAAGAGGCCUGGUGGAGGAUGGUGCAGUGCUGAGAGGUGCUGAGGGUGGAGAGGCGAAUCCUCAGACCCCGAGGAAGAGCAGCUCCUCUCGCUCCUCCCGCAAGAGCUUCCGCUUGGACUACCGGCUGGAGGAGGAAGUUACAAAGUCCUGUCGGGACAAACAUGGCCGCUGGACCAACCCCUGGCCCACAUGGCGGUUCCCUUCCUACACCACCCUGCUCAGAUUCCUGCUGUUGGACAAAAAUAACAGCAACAUACCAACUAGUAAAGAGGCUCUGGACAGUGAGCUCCCAGUGAUGGAACCGUACUUUGUCAAGAACCCAGACCUCUCUGAAUCUGGUCCGGGUCUGAGAGUCACCUGGCUGGGUCACGCCACAGUUCUGGUUGAAAUGGACGGGGUGAAUAUUCUGACAGACCCAAUUUUCAGCCAGAGAGCCUCACCAUUCCAGUUCAUGGGGCCCAAAAGAUACAGAGGGCCCCCCUGCACUGUGGAACAGCUGCCCAGGAUUGAUGCAGUCGUCAUCAGUCAUUCUCAUUACGACCAUCUGGAUACUGGAUCAGUGGCCAGCCUUAAUGAACGCUUUGGAGGGGAACUACGCUGGUUCGUGCCCCUGGGUUUGAUGGACUGGCUGGUGAAGAUGGGCUGUGAGAAUGUAAUGGAGCUGGAUUGGUGGGAGGAGAACUGUGUGCCAGGUCAUGAUGAUGUCACAUUUGUGUGCACACCCUCUCAGCACUGGAGCAAACGCACCGCACUGGACGAUAACAAGUCUUUGUGGGGCAGCUGGUCUAUUUUGGGUCCCGAUCAUCGCUUCUUCUUCGCUGGUGAUACCGGCUACUGCUCUUCCUUCCAGGAGAUCGGACGACGCUUCGGGCCGUUUGACCUCGCUGCAAUCCCCAUCGGAGCUUACCUGCCCAGGGACAUGAUGCAGGGGCAGCAUGUAGAUCCAGAAGAGGCUGUCCUGAUCCACCAAGACCUUCAGGCCAAACAGUCGGUGGCCAUUCACUGGGGAACCUUCGCGCUCGCCUACGAGUACUACCUGGAGCCGCCGGUCCGUCUCAGAGACGCCCUGGAGCAGAAAGGACUGAAGCCAGAGGUCUUCUUCACUCUGCAUCACGGGGAGUCUCGCCUUAUAGCGUCACAGGACGGAGAUGUCUUUGACUGAUCCUGUCUGCAGCGCGUCUGUAACAAAGAGCAGAACAUUUUGUUUCUUACUCUGACGGACUUCAGUAAUUAAAGUUUGAAAUGCAUAUUAUGUAUGCAGAUUAAAAUGUUCCACAGUGCUGUUUACAUACUGAAUGUCUGUGCCGUGCCAUUAUCUCAUGGUGGGCAGUACUACCUACAGGAGCUGUCACUUAACUGUAAAAUAAAAUGUGUAAUUCUUUCAGGCAAAAAUCAGCUCCUUGUAAGAAACAUUUAAAUAUGCAGCUCAAGUCACUAAUAACAUUUGUAUCAGUGUAACACAAAACAGUACAGGUCAACUUUUUUUUUAGUUCUAUAGAGCAGUGGUCCAGCCUUUCUCCUCAAGGGACCUCUUUUCUGUUAGCGAGUAAAUUGACGACCCCUGACCGAGUGACAUGUUACGGGUAUUUCAUACUAUAUUCAGUUCAUAGCAUUAAUAGUACAGAACAACUGAAACUGCACAAGUAACCCACGUAGUGAACACAGCAACGACAGGAAGUGAUUUGGGUGAAUAUUCAGCAGAUCAUUUCCUGUGAAAGUACAUUUCUGAUUCAGUGUUUUCUCCCUGAUGCUUGGCCAUUGUUCCGUCAGCUCUUCUGUUGUUUUAAAUGCUUCUUUUGUAAUUAGGACAAGGCUGUUUCGCAGAGAGAGAAGGCUCUGUCAAUACAGUGUGUGUUCAGGUCUUCGCUGUGCCCUUAUCCUGUCAGAUUCUUUUUUUAAAAUCUGUAGCACUUGCAGGCAACAAACUAAAAGAAGUUGAAGCUGGGCCUGGUUAACUUUUCUGACACGCCAACAAGGGAUUCAGUGAGAUCCAGAAAUAGGUGAAAUAAAUUUAUAAAUGAAGAGUAAUCAACUUAUUAUAACGUGCCCAAACUUCGAAUCAAAAUGAUCACAGCCAACAAAGAAAAGUGUGGUCAACAACAAAUAUGGCGGCCCACUCAUAGUAAUUAAUCUGUUUUGUUUUGAUUUACAUAAACUCCCUGAUACAUUUUGUAGUACAUUUUUAUCAUUUUUAUUUAAUUCUCUUUCUGUAUUAUGGUUUUUUUUUGUUUGUUUGGACAGAUUCAAUGUUUUCUUCUCCCUGAUGCUUGGCCAUUGUUCUAUCAGCUCUUUGGUUGUUUUAACUGCUGCUUUUCUGAUGCAGGACAAGGCUGUUUCGCAGAGAGAGAAGACUGUGAAUAUAACUUGUGUUCAGGUCCUCACUGUGCACUUAAACCAUCAGAUUCUUUUUAAAAUUUAUAUCUUAAAUACUCUAAUUUCAAAAUAUGCAGUCAGCCUAUAUCUCAGCAUUUCCUUCACCGGUGAUAAAACUAAAUGAUUUUAAAGUUCAGAUUAUUGUACGAUAUUAUACGUUAGGAGUUUAAUCUGACAGGACAAGGGCACAGUGAAGACCUGAAAACAAGUUAUAUACACAAAGCCUUUUAUGUCUGCUAAACAGCCUCGUCCUGCAUCAGGAAAGUAACAGUUAAAACAAGCAAAGAUCUAAUUGAACAUGGAUGAAGUGUCAGAAAGAAGAAAACCCCAAAUUUGUCAAAAAAGAAGCCUGUUAGAUAUGUAUGAUUGUUUAAAAUAAAUACACAAUACAGAGGAUUGUUUAUAAAGUUCCUAAAAAUAUGAGGAAAAUUCAUCUGAUGCAGUUAUCACAUUCACUAUUUGGGUUAAUUGUACAAUAUACUGUUAUUAUCAUGCACUGAAUAUAUGAAAUAUCCAUAACGUGUCACCUAGUCAGAGGUGUUUUCCAUCAUUCACUGUACUCAGUCAUAGAAACAGCAUCCCUUAAAGGAAAAAGGUUUGGAUCCACUGCCACAGAGUAAAGUACCAGUUUUACAUUCAGUCGUAUUUUAAGACCUUUGCAGCUAAAUUUUGUUUCCAUGAAGUGAAAACUUGAAUUCUUGUGUGCAUUCAUGUCAGGAGAGUUUCUGUGGUCUGCACACUGCUUCAGAAAGCUUUCAGCUCUGAGGAGAAAAGAUUUCCGGCGGAAACAAAAUCCCAGACCGGAGGAAGAACUAAAAAUCAACCACUAAAAAAAGACAUCUGCAUGCUUAUGGCAUAAACUCUCUGGUCAAGAGGCCAAAAUGUGACCAGAAUUCUAGUCAACAGAGCUCUUAAAUGGUGAUUAUAAUGUAGGUGAAGUGUGUGUGUAGGGAAACACAGACCUUCAGUAUGAAGCUGGACUGGUGAUGGUGUGCUGCAGCUUCAUGAUGACACACAGCUGGACUCCUGUAAGCUGGAAUUGAACAGAAAAACUAUUAGAAAGUUCAGAGUAGUGAUAUUUAAAGAUUGGUGCUAGCUAAUACACAAAGGUACUGUUUCUCUGAAUGUACUCUGGCCAACCCAAAACUACACGACAUGCACAGGUGUCUGUGAUAUUAACCCACAACCACUGACUGCUAUUAGGAAGUGCUGCUGUGACAUGCAGGCACAAGCUGAGCUGGGUUCAGCUUCAUGCUCUGCAGACACUGCAGCGCUCCUGCGUCAGACGUUUGGUGUUUGAUGCUCUGAAACCACAGCACCAAGACAAAGUGCUUUCUCUUUCUGCUUAUCAGUGUGAUCUUUCACAUUUUCACUGCUGAGAACCUAAAACAGAUGGAUUUGCUUCAGAGGGCGACAGUAUAUUAACUUUUAGUACCCAAUUUUAUUUUUUUAUGUUAUGUUUUUAAUGCUGAAUCUCUAAAGCCUGAAUGUACGACAGUUGAAAGCACAAUGUUGAGUUAACUGCGAGGCCAAACUGUGGCUCACACUUGAUCCUUGUCACUGAAUCACCCAUUAAAUGUAACUGGCAUUUCAAAUUUGUUUGUGUCUUGUUGUCUACAGCAAUUUAGAGUGGGACUUAGAAACUUAAGAAAGUGCCUUGCUGCUUUAAAAUCCUGUUAGUGCACUACUCUAACAGUAUUUGACUCAUACACACCCAACACUUGUAGAAAGAAGUACAAAUACUGCAGGUUAUUUUUGUUACUGAGGUAUUGAAUGGUCCCCUACCCUAAAAGAAUCCUUAGUAUGACUGUAAAGAACAUUAAAUUUACUUUAAAGCGAGGACAUUGCAGCCACAGUGUAAAAUUUCAAAGUUAGUAACUCUGGCGCCCUCAAGUGGCGGUAUCAAGAAAGGCAGACUUUUUUUUGUAAAUCCAAUCAGAUUCAGCUAAAUGAGGAUUUUACAUAGAACAAUUAUUCUGUUCUUUAGAUCCUGCAUUUUCACUAGCGUUAGUUAUUUAAACAGUUUCUCAUACUGUACAUAAUACGUUAUGUCACUGGGCUCAUGUGUUGUUUUAACACU